Molecule: messenger RNA, 759 nt
Organism: Rotaria sordida
Lineage: Eukaryota; Metazoa; Rotifera; Eurotatoria; Philodinida; Philodinidae
Source: the annotation of a GenBank genome assembly
AUGGCUCUCUGGGAACAAGGAGGUGGUAGUGGUUUUCAACAACGAAAAGCUGGAGGUGAAAAUGAUGCUAAUAAUGCACAACGUUCAUCAAUUAAAGGUGUAUUAACAUGUACUAUUGCAACUAUUCUUAAUGCAAAACAUUCCGAAUCGGAUAAUUGUUUUAUUUAUAAACAUUUAAAAUUUAAUACAGUUAUGAUAAUGGGUUUAAUACGUGAAGCAAAUCAUGAAGUAAAUGGUAGUUUAGCUACAUAUAAUAUUGAUGAUCAUUCCGGUGGUUCAAUUGAAAUAAAAUGGUGGCAUGAUGAUUCUGGUGAACCAAUAAAACCUUUAACUUAUGUAAAAGUUGUUGGUCAAGUUAAAACAUUUGCUGGUAAAUCACAUGUUGUUGCACAUCAUGUUAGUAAAAUGCAUUCAUUAAAUGAAUUAAUUGCUCAUAAUAUUGAAUGUAUACAUGCAAGUAUAUGUAUUCGUAAACAAGGUGAAACUAGUGGAAUGAAUAUGACAAAAACUACUAAUAAUCCCGGUAGUACUCAACAAGCAUUAACAACAUCUAAUGGAUUUACACCAGCACAAAAUGCAGUUCUUAAUCUUUUAAAAACUGUAACAACAAUGGCUGGUUAUAGUGUAACUGAAAUAUGUAAACAAUUAAAACAAUUUAGUGAAAAUCAAGUAAAACAAGCAUUAGAAUUUCUUUCUGGUGAAGGUCAUAUUUAUUCAACAACUGAUGAUGAUCAUUUUCGUGCUGCAAGCAAUAAUUAA